UUUCCCAGUCACUCUCAUCCGCACUCUCUUUCUCACUCUUCUUUCAGUUCGUCUCUUCAAAUGCAGAAGGGGAAGGGCAAAGGCGUUGCCGGAAAAACCACCGCCGGGAAAGGAAAGGGCGGCGACGAUGACAAGACCGGCGGAAAGAAGCGGAGGAAUCGCGAGAUCCUUCAGUUCUUCGAGGACGCUGCUGGCGAGGACUCCGAUUCCAGCUUCGACUUCGACGAUGAGUUUGAUUUUGCAGAAGAAGAUUUUGAUACAGAGUCAAAAAUUGACAAGGAACCAGGAAAAGCCCAGAGCCUUCCCCUUUAUCCCAAAGAGGAGGAGAUGAAUGAGGAAGAAUUUGAUAAAAUGAUGGAAGAACGCUACAAGGAUGGUUCUAAUUUCGUCAGAUAUGCUGAGGAUGAUUUUGAGAACAAAAGAUCGAUUGAUAGAAAUAAUAUUAUACCUUCAGCUAGAGAUCCAACCAUCUGGAAAGUUAAAUGCAUGGUUGGACGUGAGAGGAAUUCAGCUUUUUGUCUUAUGCAGAAGUAUGUAGACUUGAAAUCAUUAGGUACCAAACUUCAGAUAAUAUCUGCAUUUGCUCUUGAUCAUAUAAAGGGUUGUAUUUACAUUGAAGCUGACAAGCAAUUUGAUAUUAUUGAGGCAUGUAAAGGGCUUACUACUAUAUACUCCUCUCGAAUAGCUAUAGUCCCAAAAAAUGAAGUUUCUCAUUUGUUAUCUUCCCGAAUUACGCGCAAUGAAGUUUCUGAGGGCUCAUGGGCUCGUGUGAAGAAUGGGAAAUACAAGGGAGACUUGGCACAGAUUGUGGCUGUGAAUGAUGCACGAAAAAGAGCAACAGUGAAGCUUAUACCAAGAAUUGAUCUACAAGCAAUGACUGCAAAAUUUGGUGGGGGAGUUAGCCUCAAGAAAAAUGCCACUCCAGCACCAAGAUUGAUCAGCACAAGUGAACUUGAGGAGUUCCGGCCUCUCAUUCAGUACAGACGUGAUCGUGACACCAACAAGCUUUUUGAGGUUCUUGAUGGUCUGAUGCUCAAGGAUGGAUAUUUAUACAAGAAAGUAUCAAUAGAUUCUUUAAGCUGCUCGGGAGUUAUGCCAUCUGAAGAGGAGCUCCUGAAGUUUAAAUCUUCUGAGAAUAAUGAAACUGAUGAUUUGGAGUGGCUUACACAGCUUUAUGGUGAACGAAAGAAAAAACGGGUUAUAAGAAGUGAUAAAGGUGGUGGGAAAGGAGAAGGCUCAUCAGGAUCUAGUGGUGCGAACAGCUUUGACCUGCAUGAUCUUGUUUGUUUUGGCCGGAAAGAUUUUGGAAUUAUCAUAGGCAUUGAGAAAGAUGAUAGUUACAAGAUUUUGAAAGAGGGUCCAGAAGGACCUGUUGUGGUGUAUGUCCAACUGAAAGAGUUAAAGAGUGGACCCUUUGAUAUGAAAUUUACUGCUUUAGAUCAGCACAUGAAGCCCAUAUCUGCCUGUGAUACUAUCAGGGUUUUGGAAGGAUCAUCUAAGGGUAGGCAAGGCAUUGUUAGGCAAAUCUACAGAGGCACCAUCUUUUUAUAUGAUGAGAAUGAAGCAGAAAAUGGUGGUUAUUUCUGUGCUAAAUCUCAAAUGUGUGAGAAAGUCAAAUUAUCUAGUGAUGUGUGCAAUGAAAAGGUUGAAAAGGGUGGUGAAUCAGCUUCCUUUGGUUUCGAAGACUUCCCAUCAUCUCCUAAGUCACCUCUUUCACCAAAAAAGCCAUGGCAAGCUAGAGAAAACCGUCAGGAAUUCAAUCGUGGGGAUAAAGAUGCAAUGUUCUCCAUUGGUCAAACCUUGAGAAUCCGUGUUGGUCCUCUAAAGGGAUACCUCUGCCGUGUUUUAGCUAUACGCCAUUCUGAUGUUACAGUGAAACUUGAUUCUCAGCACAAGGUUCUUACAGUUAAAAGUGAGCAUCUUACUGAGGUUCGUGGGAAAAGCUCUACCGUACCUAUGAGUGAGGAUCUGGAGUCGGGUUCUUUAAAACCAUUUGAUCUGCUUGGAGCCGAAGGCAGCUCUAGAGAUUGGAUGGAUGGAGCAGGAACAUCAGCAGGGAGUUCUGGGUGGAAUUCUGGAGGAAGUAGCUCUUGGCCUAGUUUCCCUGCCUCAGGCAUUUCGCUUCAGCCAGAGUCCAGUUCAGCAAAUCCUUUCAGUUCCGAGGCCAAUGAUGCCAAAAAAGAUGUGGAAAAUGCUGCUUGGGAGACCAAAGCGGCUCCAAAUCAGAGUUCAUCCUGGGGCGCUGCAGCAGCUAAUGAGAAAUCAUCCUGGGGUGCUGGGACAGCUAAAGAAAAUUCAUCUUGGGGUGCUGCUGCAGCUAACGAGAAAUCAUCCUGGGGUAAAUCUACACCCGAUGGAGAUCUGGGAAGUUCUUCAAAAGUUGCUGGAGACAAUUGGGGCAAAGGAAACCUUAAAGUUGGAACUCCAACUGAUUCUUCAAAUAAUGCUGCAACCACCUGGAAAAAGAAUACAGUGUCUGAUGAUCAAGAUGGUUGGAAAACAUCAGAGGAACCCUGGAAAAAGGGUAAGAGUGUUAGUGCAAGCCCAACUGGUGGAAAGAAUCAACCAGAUUCUUGGGGCAAAGGUAAAGAUACAGUUGAAGUUGGGUCAUGGAAUCAACAGAAAUCUUGGGACAAAGGCAAAGAUGUAGUUGUUGGUGAGGGAUCUGCUUGGGGCAAAGCUGAUGAUGCAGAAAAAACUGAUGAAGCAGGAUGGAAUAAAGCCAAAUUUGCUGGUGGAAGUCAAAAUGUAAACUGGGGUAAUGUGAAAAAUACCAGUGAAGAUGCUGUUGGGGAUAAUGGAAAAUCUUGGAAUAAAAAUGAAGGUUCUUCUUGGAAUAAAUCAGUUGGAGGGUCUUCGUGGGGUAAACAAGCUGAUACAAAUGUGGAGAGGAAGGGUUGGGUGGAAAAUAAAGAGGAUACAGAACAGCAAGAUGGUUGGGCGAGGCCAAAAGCAUUUGGUGAGGGUCGUGGGUUUGGUGGGAGAGGAAGGGGUAGAGGAAGCCAAGGGCGUGGAGAUCAAUUUGGCAGGGGAAGAUCAUCGAGUCAGGGAGAGUUUGGUGGGAACAGUGGUCAGGGAAAUAGUUGGACUGGUGAUGGAAUGUCAACAGGGAAUCCUUCUGGUUGGAACAAUGAUCAAACAGGUGGUUGGGCUAAAUCCAAAGCUUCUGAUUGGGGUAAAAAAGAUGAUGGUUGCCAGAAUGCUAAUGCACCUGAUGAUAAUAAUGGAUCUGGAUGGAACAAAAGAUGGGGAGCAGGUAAGGAGAUUGGUGAAAGCGGUGACCAAUGGAACAAUUCAAAACCUUCUCGUGGUGAUUGGAGUGCUCCAAAAGCUUCAAAUGAUGACAAGUCAUCUGGUUGGAACAAUAAGUCUUCUGCUAAUGAAGGAGCUGGUAGUGCUGGGGAUGAUGGAGCUGGUUGGAACAAAAGAAAAGGUCCUGGUGAAAAUCAAAACAUGGGGUGGACCAGUAAAGCUAAUGAUAUGGAUGGAAACCAAUCAUCUGGAUGGGGUACCAACAGAGUGUCUGGAGACAGGUCCUCUGACUGGAAUAAGAAGACCACUGAAAAUAAAGAAGAGGGUGAGCAUAAAAAUCAAGGGGGUGGCUGGAACAGUGGAAAAACUUCAGAUCAAGGUUCAGCAACUGGAUGGGGUCAAAGUUCUGGUUGGAAAAGUGGAUCAAAUGUUGGAGAAAACCAGGAUGGCGGAAAAGGUAGUUGGAACGCUGGGUCAAGUGAUGCCAAUAGAAACCAGGAUUCUAGUUGGGGUAAAAAAAGUGAUUGGAAUGGAGGUGGGAACCAGAGUUCUAAUUGGGGCAAAAGUAAUUGGAACUCUGGAUCUGGCGAUGCAAGUGAAGACCAAACUGAGAAUUUUGGUAAUAGGGGAGGUUUUGGAGGUAGAGGUGGAGAUAGGGGAGGUUUUAGAGGUAGGGGCCGUUCAGAUAGAGGAGGCUUUAGAGGUAGAGGUGGUUUUGGAGGUAGAGGUGGAGACAGGGGUGGUUAUGGUGGUAGAGGUGGAGAAGGGGGUGGUUAUGGUGGUAGAGGUGGAGAAGGGGGUGGUUUUGGUGGUAGAGGUGGAGACGGGGGUGGUUUUGGUAGGGGUAGAUCAGACAGAGGAGGAUUUGGAGGUAGAGGCCGUGGAAGGAGGGAUCAAAGUGGUGGUUGGAACAACAGUAAUGAUGGUGCAGGAACUUGGAGUAGCAGAAAUGAUGGUGCGGGAACUUGGAACAGCAGAAAUGACUCUAGUGAGGAUAGGCCCACUGACUGGAACAAAGGGGCAGGAGAGGGGUGGAAAAACAAAGAUGGUGCAGGAACUUGGAACAGUGGAAGUGGUGAUAAGAACAAGUCACAGAGUUGGAAUGCAGGAAGUAGUGGAACUAGCAAUCAAUCUGGUGGUUGGAACAGCCAGGGGUCAGGUUGGAACAAAGGAACAGGUUCAGAUAAUGCAGGGAGUGGAGAUCAAGCUGUUAAUGCAGGAGAGGGGUGGAAAAACAAAGAUGGUGCAGGAACCUGGAACAGUGGAAGUGGUGAUAAGAACAAGUCGCAUAGUUGGAAUGCAGGAAGUAGUGGAACUAGCAAUCAAUCUGGUGGUUGGAACAGCCAGGGGUCAGGUUGGAACAAAGGAACAGGUUCAGAUAAUGCAGGGAAUGGAGAUCAAGCUGUUAAUGCAGGAAGUGGUGGAACUACUAAUCAAUCUAGUGGAUGGAAUAGCCAGGGUUCAGGUUGGAACAAAGGUACAGGUAAUGGGGGUAAGACUCAGUCAUCUGGUUGGAAUUAAUCAAAAGAUGCAAGUCGACCUUGGUUUUAAAAUUUGCUCAUGUAGGCUGGUGCUGGUAUAAAUAUGUCUAUGCUAUAGCUUUUGUUUAUGUGUAUGAACCUUAGAUUAAUGUACUCCUAUGUGAGAGACAUUGACUACUUAGGGCUGAUGUUGUGCAGUUGGUUGUUAUUAUAAUCUUAUAUACCAGGUGCUAGCUA
Molecule: messenger RNA, 4970 nt
Organism: Quercus robur (English oak)
Lineage: Eukaryota; Viridiplantae; Streptophyta; Magnoliopsida; Fagales; Fagaceae
Product: protein RNA-directed DNA methylation 3
Exons: 18
Coding region: 61-4773 (1570 amino acids)
Biological process (GO): transcription elongation-coupled chromatin remodeling; regulation of DNA-templated transcription elongation; transcription elongation by RNA polymerase II
Cellular component (GO): DSIF complex
Molecular function (GO): mRNA binding
Source: RefSeq, a predicted model, not a curated record